AUGGCCUUCUCAGGAAGGGACAGGUCGCGGACAACAGAGAAAUCAGAUGAGUUCAUCCCAUUGACCUCAGACCAGGAUGGACCCAACCUGGAUUCUGUGGCCAGUGCUGGAACCUCAAUCACUGACCACCCAUCAAGUGAGGCGAGUACAGACAAUGGCAUACGCUCCAUUCCACCACGCUUGUCGAGGAACUCCUCUAUAUACUCCCAGGAUGAUACAGGCACCAGACUGUCCUCAAUUCAUGAUGAGGUCAACAAGAUCUUUGACACUGAGUGGAGGCUGGAAGUGGACACACUGACCACUGACCCGAACGCCAAAGCCCAGGCUGUGAACCUCAUGGGAAGAGAAAGUAGCAAGCAGGCUCUGUCUGAGCUCUACCAUGUGGAUGAGGUGGAGUACUCAAGACACCGGAGGUACUCAUACCCUCACAUCCACCAGCCCCUGAGGUCUCUGUCCAACAAGUCUCUGAUCAAAUCUCACCGGCCAAAGAAAAAGAGCAAGAGAAAGAGAGACAAGUCCACAGAUUACCCUUCCCAGGGUGCAGUCAAGAGCCCUCCCAUUGUGGAGAUAGAUGAGGAGGGGUCCCGAGGCGUGGAGUAUUAUGAG
Messenger RNA from Candidula unifasciata, 606 nucleotides. Lineage: Eukaryota; Metazoa; Mollusca; Gastropoda; Stylommatophora; Geomitridae. The record is from the annotation of a GenBank genome assembly.